CUACACUGACUUGCAUUAACUUAUAUUCCAUGACAUUAGAAGACACGCCUUUAAGGCUGAGCACAUACCAUCACGGAACUAGUUGCGAAACGAGUUUAUAGCACACAGACGUGAACUUCUAUUGUUAUAAAGUGCUGAUCAUUUUGACUCUUUACACAUGGCGCAGUUUGUGUAUUUUACUGUUUUGUUGGUGUUUUGUGGAACAGGGGACUCACUGGAAACCACUACCAGCCCUCAACAACAAAAUACUGGCGAUACCAAGGACUUAUGUGAGAAAUCCAUAUCUACCCAUGGAUUUCCGGGUAUUCCAGGAUCCAGUGGUAUGCCGGGAAUGCCUGGCAUUCCGGGGCCACAAGGACCGCAGGGAAGAGAUGGAGUUAAAGGACAGACUGGUGACAAGGGAUUGCAAGGAAUGCUGGGACAAAAGGGAGCGAAAGGAAAUGAAGGCCCUCGUGGGAAGAGCGGACCGCCAGGAAUGAUGGGAAUAAAAGGAGCGCGGGGAACUGUGGGCGAUCAAGGAAUAAAAGGCGAUAAGGGAGAGAAAGGAGAAAGCGUGACAAGUCCUUCUAGUGCAGUGCCACAAACCAACUGGAAACAAUGUGUGUGGAAAAAUCUGAAUGAGGGUCGAGAUAGCGGUAAGAUCAAGGACUGUUCAUUCAAUAAGCUGCAGUCUGAUACAGCGAUCAAAGUCUCAUUCCAGGGAAAUAUGAGAGUCAUUGGUUCUGGAAAGUGUAACCGGUGGUUCUUCAAGUUUAAUGGCAACGAAUGCAGUGGGCCAAUGACAGUCGAAGCUGUUGUGUACAACUAUUGGCCAUCAUCUGCUGAGAAUUCCAAUCUGCUUCAUCAUCGAUCAUUUGAGGGAUACUGUGAAAACAUUCCACAGGGCACGGUUAGAGUGGAAUUAUGGGUAGGAUCUUGUCCUAGUGGCAGUACUUUGGGUGAAGCUUACACUGGAUGGGAAUCGGUGUCCCGGAUAAUGAUUGAAGAAUUGUCUAGGCCCCAGUCCUAAUUGAUCAGUUUUUAUUAUCGAGAUCAUUGCUGCUUUAGUCGCAAUCCAGAACUGACAUAUUUGUGUGCUUGUGUGCUAUUAGUGAAACUUGUUUAGCUACAGAAACAGUUAGAAGUAAGUAAAUGUGAUGAGUCUGCAGUAAACAUUUUCUAAAAUAGAAAAUUCACGAAGCUUCAUUUCUAGUUUGCACUGUAAUUAAUUAAUAAUGAGAAACGUAGUGCUUGCAUUUAAGGCCAAGAUUUAAUUCUAAAUAAAGAUACUCCUUUAGGAAUAAGUUUGCCAGUUAAAUCCAUUUUCUAACAAAACUGAUUUUGCUCGGUAUGUUGGUUACUCUACAGGUUACAGGUCUAUUGCACCGAUGCCUCACAGUUUUUUGUUCAAAUCUCAAUGUACCAUGUUACUUUAUAAGUGUUGUAUUAUUAUAGUCAUUUAUUGGCACGCGUAGGAAGGCGUUAUCAAAAUAUAAAUAUAAAGUGUUGCCAAUGUCUUUUCGGUGAAACUUCGUAACGUCUUCUACUGAGUCUAUAGAAAUAGCAUUGACGAGAAAUAUGCGCUUGAAACUGGAAACGUUUUGACCUAUAUUUUUAAGAAUCAUAUGAUCUUGCAGUCUUGUUUGUGGCAAUAAACAGCUUUAGAUUAAAAAGCGAGAACACUUCUUCCUUUAUGCAUUUGCCUUGUAACCUCUCCUUGUUGUACUUCUCGGUCCAGCUCACAUGUUUGUG
Orbicella faveolata is the source of this 1731-nucleotide messenger RNA. Its product is annotated as collagen triple helix repeat-containing protein 1-like. Lineage: Eukaryota; Metazoa; Cnidaria; Anthozoa; Scleractinia; Merulinidae. The record is from RefSeq and is a predicted model, not a curated record.